AUGACUACAUCUAAUACUCAAUCUCAUAUUUAUAUGCCUGUACCAAGUUCAAUAUUUUUAUUUUUUGAAUUAAUUGAAACAUCAUUAAAUAUUACAUCAUUAAUAUUAACUAUUAUUGAUACAUUAGAACGUUUAAAGAUCUUAUUUGAAAAUCGUACCCAUUUUAUGACAUUAUAUAUGUCAUCAUUAUGUCUUAGAUCUGUUGGUAUAUUACAACGUUAUCAAAAUAUAUUAUUUACAAUGGGUGAUAUAUCAUGUCGUUUAUUUCCUACAUUAAUUGAACAAGUUAGACAAGUAAAAGAACCAACUCAAUGUGGACCAUUAGAACGUUGUAUAUUAAUUUAUUUAAAUGAUUUAUUUACAUCAAAUAUUGUUAUUAAAACACGUUUUACACCAAUAUAUGGUAAAGCACAUCAAAAAGUUAAUGCAUUAUUACGUCGUAUUGAUCCAAAUGAUGGUAUAGGACAAUUUGAUCCAGAUUAUGCUAAUGAUUUAAUAACAAUAACAUCAAUGGAUAAUGUUACAUCAUUUCGUGCAUAUGCUGAUGAUUUACGUAAUAAACCUGAUUCACGUUAUAGUUUUGUAUGUAAAGCAAUUAUAUGGAUAUGUCAAGCUAAAACAAUUGAACAUGUUAAUUAUUUAUGUGGUUUAUGCGCUGAAUUAACAUCACAAUGUAGUGAAUUAACAUCAGAAUGGCUUGGAGCAUUCUAUGCUAUAUUAGCACCACAUUCUUAUGUACAUGGUUAUAGUCCAUUAAUUAAUACUAUUGAUCCAAGUCAAAUAUGGAUAUAUGAUAAUUUAAGUUCUUUAAUUGGUACAUUAUUAUCACGUUAUUGUUUUACUAUAUCAGAUUUUUUACGUUUAGUUAUAUGUCCAGCAAUGGCUCAAGGUUUAGAUAAUGUUACACAACCAGUUAGUGUACAAUUAAAAUCAAUUAUCUCUUUAGCUUUUAGUUCAUUACAAACAACUUCUAAUGUAUUAACACCAAAUCCUGAUAUGAAUUUAUCAAAUACUACUACUACUAAUACUAAUACUACUGAUAACUUAUCAAAUUCACCAACAUCUCCGCCUUUUCGUAUUUCAGAACCAUUAUUAUUAACUGCUGCUUUACAAAAAGUUACUUCAGAAUUUCUUGUUGAUGUUUUAAAAAUGCUUAUUGUUCAUAGUGACAAAGCAUCAGUUGAUAAUAAUAAUAAUAAUACUGGAUUUUGUUCACAAGAAGAUAUUAUAGACGAAACUGAUAAUGCUACAGGAAAUGAUGAUAAUAAUGAAGAUAGUGAUGCAAAUCAAGAUGAUGAUGGUGGUGAUGAAGAACAUGAUGAUGAAAAUGAUGACAAUGAUGAUGGUGGUGGUGGUGGUGGUGGAACAUCAAAUGCACAAGAUAAUCUUGAUGAUUUAACAGAUAUUGAUUCAGAAGGAGACAAUUCAAUCUUACGAAAUGCAACACGUAAACGUACUCGAACAAUAUUACAACCACAUCAAAAAGAUAAUAAUAAUAAUAAAUCAAAACGAUUUAAAUCUCGACAUAAUCGUCGUCUUACUAAUCGUAAAUCUAUUUCAAAAAUACAUUAUAUUAUACAAAGAUUUUUAGAACAUGAUAUAUUACCAACAACUAUAGAAUUACGUACAUUACCAUUAAAUGCAUUAACACAAUUAGUAUUACGUGAAAUAUGUACAAUAUCAUGGGUACGUGAACGUUUUUAUCAAAUGACAUCCAAUCAAUUAAUACGUGAAAAUGUAUUAAUUGAUAAAAAUUUUACACAAAGUCAAGCAAGACGUUUAUUACAUAUUAUAUAUUGGCCAUAUGAUAUAACAUGGAUUGAUAUAGCAUCAACAAAUGAAGGUUUAUCUGGUGCUAUGUGUCAUAUAUUACAUAAUUUAAAUAUAUGGACAUUAAAAUGUACACAAAUUGAAUUUCAAUUAUUAUAUUCACAAAUAUCAUUUUCACAACAAACUGAAGUACUUGGUUAUUUAGCACAAUCAAUUGUACAUGGAUUUCAAUCACAAAUUAUUAAUUGGCUUGAUUAUAAUAAUAAUAAUACGACUGUUUCUAUGACAACUAAUAAUAAUAAUAAUAAUGUUACUACGACGACUACAAGUAAUAAUAAUAAUACUACUACUGCUACUAAUAAUAAUAGUAAUUAUAUGAAUUUUCAAGAAGGUUCAAUUGGACAUUUAAUUGAUGAUUUACCAAUUAUUGAAUUAGAUGAUAAUGAUCCAGUUUGGUUAUUUCCUGCAUUAAUUGCUAAAUUACCAAAAUCAUUAAAAGCUCAAAUUGUAAAAGUUACAUCUGAGAUCUUAAAAGGUAUCAAAAAUUUUUGGAAACAUAAAAAUGAUGAAGAUAAAGAAAGUAUUUUAUUACAUCAUUCUAUUUUAUUAACUCAUCCAACAUUUUUUUCAUUAUUACAAAUAUGUUUACCAGAUUGUGAUUUUAUCAUUGAUUCAUUAUAUGAACAAAUUGAAUAUUUCUUAUUGAAUUCACGUCAUUUAAUUGAUCAUGUCCCAGAAAAUUUACAUACCCGCCAAAUUAUACAAAAUUGUUUAAAAUAUCGUUUAAUAUUAAUUGGACAAAAAUUUCAUAUUAUACAAUUAGAUAUUGAUAUGACUAUACGUUGGAUUACUCUAUUGACUCAAUUAAUUAGUUAUGGAAUAAUAGAACCUGAAUCUAAUUCUAUCUUAUUUUAUAUAGUUUAUGAUAUGUUACAACUAUUAAUUCAUACAUUGACAUCACGUACUGGUAUUGAAGGGAAACAUUAUCAAAUGAUUGCAAAAAAAUUACGUCGUGAAUUAUUAGAACAUCCAUCUAAUACUGGUAUUGAAUAUAUACGUCCAUUAUUAUUAUUAACAAAAAAUUCAUAUACAAUAUUUGUUACUGGGCGUCAAAUACGUCAUCAUGGAUCACGUGGUGGAUUAUCAAAUAUGAAUAGUGGAACACUUGGUACUAGUAGCAGUAAUAGUGGUGGUAGUGGUAGUGGUACUGGAUCCAGUGGAGGUGGUAGUGGUAUUGGUUCAAGUGGUAUUAAUAAUAAUAAUAAUAGUAAUAAAUUAAGUAAUUCAAAAGGUUCAGGUAAAGCUGGAAAUUGUUUAUUAACUGGUGCAUCAAGAUUUCUUACUUCAUCAUCAUCAUCAUCUAAUUCUAUACUACAAUCGGGUAGUGUUGGUCAAUUUAAAAGGCAUGGAUAUCAAUUAUUAGGUAAAGAACGUUUUAAUCCAUGGGAAAUUUAUGAUCCAAGUAAACAACCAUUAUUAUUAUCUAUUCAUGGUGCUGUAAAUACAGAAUCUAUAUUGUCACGUAUUGAAGAACAAGCAAAUCGUUUAAUACGUCAUGAUCAUUUUCAUAGAAUGUAUCGUCCACCAGAAUUUUAUAUGAUACCAAUUUAUCCACAGACAUUUGAUGAAGAUAUAUCAAUGAAUCAUGUUAAACUAUCUGAUGUUGGUGAACAUGAUAAUUCUGAUAUGAUUAAAAUGAUAAAAACAGAAAAUUCCAAUAAUAAUAAUAAUGAUACUACUAAUAAUAUUACUAACAACACUUCUAUAAGUAGUAUAUACAACAAAAAUCAUAACAGUAAUUCUAUGGAUGUAAUGAGAGAGUCUCAAAUAUUAUCGUUAAAUGAUAUGACACAAUUAUCUGAGACAAAUUUAUCUGAAUGUUCAAAUCAAUUUCUAUCGAUCAAUGGUAGUAAUAAUAACAAUAUUAAUAUUAGAAGUGGGGAGUCGAACAGUAAUUAUCAUCAAUCUACUAGUGGUGUAUUAUAUGAUCAAAAACAUAAUAUCUCUUCUAUAUCAUGUCAUUCUACAAAUAAUUUAAUGUUUAAUGAAUCGAAUUCAUCAAUAAAAUCUGUUAAUCAAAUUGAUUGUGGUAAUACUAAUAUGAUGAUGUCAAUGAUGAUGAUGACAACAUCUUCUGGGUCAACAACCGUUGAUACUACAACGAAUAAUAGUAAUAGUAUGCAAAUUGGACGUGGGAAAUUGUUGAAUACCAGAAAUGAUGUUGAAAUAAAUGAUAAAUUAUCAUUAAAUAAUCGUAUUAAUGCUUUUCAACCAUCCUCAUCGGGAUCCUUAGGAGGAGGGACUAUUGGUAGUGGUAUUGGUGUUGUAUCGUCUUCGUCAUCUUCAUUACAAAUUCACUCACAUCCACAACAAAUUCAUGGGCAUCAUCAUCAUCAUCAUCAACAACAACAACAGAUACAUUUAAAUUCAGAUCAGGCAUAUACUAAUUCAACGCGUAAAUUACCAUCUCAACAAACUGUUUUGAAUGAUUAUUCGAAUCCGAAUGAAUUAGAUCAACGAUCUAUGAAUAAUGUGAAUCAUUGUGUAACAUUAGCAGGACAUAUGAAUACAAUCACAUAUCCUCUCAGUCAUCAUCAUAAUCAUCAAAUGGAUGUUAAUUUGCAUAAAACUAAUAAACUAUUAGGUAUGGAGUAUAAUGACAGAUUGAUUGCAUCUCAGUCAUCAACAUCAUCUCAACAACAAAUUCAAAUUAAUCCAACAGGAACAUCUUCAAUACCACCGCCUUCAAAUAAUGCUACUAUGCUAUCAACACCGAUGAAUAACAGUGUCGUCGCUGGCCAUGUGUUGACAUCAGCAGCGAAAACAGCAACAACAACGACAAAACGUAAACGAGGAUCAGGACGUCGUGGUGGUGGUGGUAAUAUAACAUCAGAUAGAAAUUCUAUACGUCCCAGUAGUGCAACUACUCGUGGUGGUAUGCAUACCACUGGUUCAGUGAAUGUCGUAGGCUAUGAAAGGAUGAAUAGUAAUAGUACUAAUAAUAGUUCCGUAAAUUUAUACUCUUAUAAUAUUAUAAAUCCGGAACAACAAGUCAAUGAAUCCAAUCACCAAUGGCCAAACAAACAAAAUGUUUAUAAUAUGAAUUUACUUGAAAUGCAACAACAACAACCGCCAUCAUCCACUCGUGGACAUCAUCAGCAACAACAUUUGGCUAAUUUAAGCGGUUUCUUGCGUAAUCGUGCCCAGCAGCACCAUCAACAACAACAACAACUUCAUCCUGAGCAGUCGUAUGGAUCAAGUUUCAGUGCAAAUAACCCUGUUGUUUUGUCGCAUCAAGGUCAUGUGUUUGACCAAUCACAACUGAGUAGCCAAUUUAACCAAUCUAAUACUCAUCUGGUUGAUAGUCCAUCUGGCUCACUAAGACGGCAUUUAACAACAAGUGGAGGUGGGGCUGGCAAUGUUGCUCGAUCUAUGCAACAGUCAUCUCAACAACAAUCUCAUCAAAUUCUCAGUCAUCCUACUGGAACACCCCAACAACUUCCACCUGGUAUGCCAAAUCCACCACCUUAUCCAAUAUCUAAUCAUCAAUCUCAACAAUAUUCAUUUCGUGCUCCUCCAUCUGAUGAAGCUAAUUAUAUGAUGAAUACAAAUGAAUCAAGUAUCGAUGAGCAAUUUAAACGACAGUCGAUAAAUCCUGUCAUGAAUUCUAUUCAUCAAUCUGGUACAACAAUAAUGUCACGUUCAUCAACUUAUGAAUCUCCAGCUAGUCAUCUACAAACUGAUGUUCCAUCACAACAACAACAACAACAUAUGUCUUAUAUACCGUCACAAGUUGAUACACCAUUAAAUCAAUCUAGAAUUCAUUCUCGUAUUAUUAACCAAUCUCAAUCUAAUCAAAUGAUUCGAUCUGAUAUAACACCAACAACAGUAAUAAAUACUGGUAAUAAUAAUCAACCAUCUCAUAUGUCAAAUCUACCUCACUCAUCAUAUUCACGUUAUACUGGUUACUAA
Molecule: messenger RNA, 5742 nt
Organism: Schistosoma mattheei
Lineage: Eukaryota; Metazoa; Platyhelminthes; Trematoda; Strigeidida; Schistosomatidae
Source: the annotation of a GenBank genome assembly